UUGCUGCAUUGACCAGAGGAAGAAAAGUAACAAAAGCUAUGGAGAACUCAACCCAAGUCAAGUUAUUUUAUCUCUUUGGCUUACAAGAGACAUUUAACAACAAAUCUGUUUAUUUUAUAUUGCCUCUUAUCACAUACCUUCUCAUCAUCACUGUGAAUCUGACUCUGAUCAUAACAAUAAUUCAGGAGAAAGGUCUCCAUGAGCCCAUGUAUAUCUUUCUGUGUAGUCUAUGUGUCAAUGGAUUGUAUGGAACUGCUGGUUUCUACCCCAAGUUGUUACUGGACCUUCAGUCAGAUGUUCAGGUGAUAUCUUAUGGUGGAUGUUUCACUCAAGCCUAUGUCAUAUACACAUCUGUCAUGUGUGAAAUUUCUACUCUAACAGUGAUGUCUUACGACAGGUAUGUGGCAAUAUGUAGACCACUACUAUAUCAUACCAUUGUGACAUCUUUAACUGUUAGAAAGUUACUCUUAUUUUCUUGGUGUUGUCCUUUAUUUAUAGCACUCAUAGCACUUAGUUUAGCUGUCAGAAUUUCUUUGUGUGGAUCUCGCAUUGAUAAGAUCUUCUGUGAUAUUCCGUCUAUACUGAAACAUGCAUGUUUACCCAUAACCAUCAAUCAGAAUUUGAACAAAUUUGUAAUAGUGGUUAAUGUUUUACAGAUACUUUUCAUUCUCAGCGCGUUUGGUCUCCGGUGCGCCGCUUCGGCCCAGGGUAUCCUGCGCCGGCUCUGCAUAAUGUGUCUCCGGGGAGCUGCGAGGGUUCAGUUCGCCCUAUGCCUGCGCUCUGCCCAGGCGCCCUUCAGUCCGGAGCGUCCAGAGGCGCCCUUCGGUCCGGAGCGUCCAGAGGCGCCCUUCGGUCCGAAGCGUCCAGAGGCGCCCUUCGGUCCGGAGCGUCCAGAGGCGCCCUUCGUUCCGGAGCGUCCAGAGGCGCCCUUCGGUCCGGAGCGUCCAGAGGCGCCCUUCGGUCCGGAGCUUCCAGAGGCGCCCUUCGGUCCGGAGCUUCCAGCGACGUCCUCCGGUCCGGGGCUCUCUACGAGGGUCCCCAGUCCGGGGUCGGCGGCGAGGGUCCCUGCUCUAGAGGUGCCACCUAAGUGGGCCAAGCCAGAGGUGGAGUGGGGUCUAAGUCCCUCACCAGAGCCGCCACCGCGGAGAAAUGCCCACCCAGGCCCUCCCCUAUAA
Oncorhynchus kisutch (coho salmon) is the source of this 1175-nucleotide messenger RNA. RefSeq names its product olfactory receptor-like protein DTMT. The coding region runs from base 39 to 1175 and encodes 378 amino acids. The transcript is spliced from 3 exons. Lineage: Eukaryota; Metazoa; Chordata; Actinopteri; Salmoniformes; Salmonidae. The record is from RefSeq and is a predicted model, not a curated record. Gene Ontology annotation, biological process: detection of chemical stimulus involved in sensory perception of smell; G protein-coupled receptor signaling pathway. Gene Ontology annotation, cellular component: membrane. Gene Ontology annotation, molecular function: olfactory receptor activity; G protein-coupled receptor activity; odorant binding.